AUGUCGACGGCUCCCAGGCGCCCCUCCUUCCGAGGCCGCGGCGCCCCGCCUCCCGGCACCGGCUACGUCCGCCGCGGCCUAGCCCCUGCCCCGGCGGCCCCAGGCCCCGCCGAUGGCGCCAAGACCCUGCGCAAGCCCGUCUUCACCACCAUCGACCAGCUGCGCCCCCAGACGCACGGUCACACCCUCACCGCCCGCGUCAUCUCCGCCCGCACCGUCCUCGACAAGCCCUCCACGCACCUCGGCCGCACCCGCGUCGCCGAGUGCCUCGUCGGAGACAGCACCGGCACCGUCCUCGUCACCGCCCGCAACGAACAGGUUGACCUUCUGAAGCCAGAUACAACAGUGAUCUUCCGCAAUGCCAAGAUUGACAUGUUCAAGGGCACCAUGAGGCUGGCAGUGGACAAGUGGGGCCGGAUUGAGGUGACUCAGCCUGCUGAUUUCAAGGUGAACCAAGACAACAACAUGUCGCUGGUGGAGUACGAGCUGGUGGAUGUCGAUGAAGAGGAAUGA
Molecule: messenger RNA, 513 nt
Organism: Miscanthus lutarioriparius
Lineage: Eukaryota; Viridiplantae; Streptophyta; Magnoliopsida; Poales; Poaceae
Source: the annotation of a GenBank genome assembly